Molecule: messenger RNA, 2092 nt
Organism: Manis javanica (Malayan pangolin)
Lineage: Eukaryota; Metazoa; Chordata; Mammalia; Pholidota; Manidae
Gene: MRPL33
Product: mitochondrial ribosomal protein L33
Biological process (GO): translation
Cellular component (GO): mitochondrion; ribosome
Molecular function (GO): structural constituent of ribosome
Source: RefSeq, a predicted model, not a curated record
AUUUAUUUUUAGGCAUGGACAUAGUAUUGUAGUUAUUCUCGAGGGAUACAUACUUAAAUAUUUAGUGGUGAAGGGUUAUGAUGUCUGCAAUUUACUUUCACAUGGCUUAGCAAAAAACCAUAUAUAUAUAAUAAUCAUAUACAUUUACUCAAUAUACAUAGAAGAAUUUACAUUUGUUGAAUUGGGUAUAUGGUUUGCUCAUUGUACUAUAUUUUCAACUUAUUCAUAUGUUUGAAUGCUUCUUUAUAGAUAAUUGAGGAAAAAUACUAUACAGACCCUGAGCCUCACCCUUGGCAUCAGGGUCUUGUAAAAGACCACAGGUAACUCCAAUAUAUCAUCAGUGGUAAGAAUCAGCGAUUCAAUGCUCACAUUGGCCAUGAAGCUGAGGUCUGAAGAGUUGAAAGACUACAAAGGACAGAGCAAUGACUAGAACUCAUGUUCCUUGGCUUCCAGUCCUGUGUUCUUUUUUAUAUAUCCUCUUAAGGAAUUUCCUAGAUAAGAAACCCUUAACCCUCUUGAACACCUAAAGCUCUUUGUCAGCAGAUGAACUGCACCCAAUAAGGAGGAAUUUGGGCACCUAGAGGGAGUUCAGUUGUUGGGAGUCAGGUUAUGGGAAGCUGGGGAUCAAAAUUAUUAGAGAGGAAAAAAAUUAUUAGAGGUACUAAGGGUGAGGACAGUUCUAGUUUAAAUAAUUGAAUGGUAUUGAAUUGGAGAGUUGAUUUUUCUCUUUUAAAUAAUCUUAUUUUCAGUCCCAGUAAAUAGUUAUGAAUUUGAAUCUUCAUACAUCUGUAGGAUUUAAUAUAUAUAUAUAUAAUCAUAGAUUAGAAAAAAUCCCAAAGUCCUUAUUGUUAGUUGGGAAAUGAAGUUACAGAUGAAGUUCCAGAUGUUGAAGAAGCCCAGAUUCCUUGCAGAGAGACAUGAAAAGUUGAAAAUGGCAGAGUAUUAUGUCCCAAUGUCCAGUGGGAAAGGCAUGAGUCUUCGCAGUCAGACAAGAUCUGGGUUCAAAUUCUGUCUCUGCCACUGACUAGUUCUGUGACACUAGGCAAGUUAUGUGAGUGCUCCAAAUCUCAGAUAUUUGGGCCCUAUUACCAGGCACUGGGCCAGGUGCUCUGGGUCAGCAGUUAGCCAGAUGCACACGGUCCUGACCUCCAGUAAAUCCAACAGGUUAUUAAGGAAUGGAGGAUAUUCAGGUGGGUGUCCUAACUCUGAAGAGCCUGUGAAGAUGGAGUUGGGUCGGGGGAAGCAAAAGAGGGCAGUAUUUUAAGGAAGUAUUAUCCAGCUUGAGGAGUGGCUGAAGAAUACAAGUUCCUGUGGUUUUAACGUAGGUGGUUGCGAUUAAUGAAAAAAGUAUAUAAAGAACUAAUUCUGAAGUAAGAAUGAGGGCCCGAGAUGCAAGCCCUUAGCGUUAACAAAGUUACUCUCCAGUGCGUAAGAGGACUCUAACCUUCACCACGAAAGCAAAACACCUGCUGGGUCCAAAUUACAGGAAAGCAGCAUAGACAGUAGAAGGUUAGGUUAGGGACCUAGGGCGUGGCUUCGGGUAACCUCCGCCCAUCCUCUUCCGGAACUCGCUGUGCCCCGGAAGCAAUUGUUUGUUGAGGGACUUCGCGCUGCUGUGGAGACUGCAGGGUUUGCCGUAUCCAUGCUCCUGUCCGCGGUCACCUUUGCCAAGAGCAAGUCAAAAACCAUUCUGGUGAAAAUGCUGAGCCAAGCUGGGACAGGGUUCUGCUUCAAUGCUAAGAGAAACCGACUACAGGAGAAACUGACGCUGUUGCAUUUUGAUCCAAUUGUGAAAAAAAGAGUCCUCUUUGUGGAACAGAAAAAAAUACGCUCCCUCUAAACAAUGGAUUGAAAUGAAUUUGAUUAAUAAAUGAGAAGACUGAGGGCGGGAUACUGAUUCAGAAAUUCUGCAGCAUGUAAUAAAAGAAGAGGAAAUGGCACGGAAUCACUGCCUCCUGUGAUUUGAAGGCCAUUGUGAAAGGAACAAUGCAGUGAAAGAAAGUUCUUCAUAUUAGGACAUAUUAUUGCAUCACAUUUAUUUAUCUUUCUGGAUAUUUUUAUAGCCCUUAAUAAAAAACAUUAAAAUAGCCUA